Lactuca virosa is the source of this 732-nucleotide messenger RNA. The record is from the annotation of a GenBank genome assembly. NCBI's taxonomy places the organism in Eukaryota, Viridiplantae, Streptophyta, Magnoliopsida, Asterales, Asteraceae.
AUGACAUCAACCACAACAACUCCGUCUACGGGAUCAACUGCAGCUCAAGAGAAUCUUAAACGCAAAUCAAAUGAUCCUGGAUGGGAAUAUGCAGUGUGUGUGAAUCCUAAGAAAUUGGAGCGAGUGAAAUGCAUUUUAUGUAAUAAAGAGAUGGGCGGGGGAAUCAAUAGACUAAAACAACAUAUUGCACAAAUUAAGGGAAAUGUUUCUUCAUGCCCAAAGUCCACAAAACAUGACCAAAUAAAAUGUAGAGAUGCUCUUCUUGAUAACCAAAAUAAAAAGAAGGGGAAGGUAGAUGAAAAUGAGUCUUUAAGAGUACAAGUGAAUAUUAGAAGUAGUGAGAAUGAAACCAUUACAAUCGAUGAUGAUUUGAUGGAAGAUUCAUUUGGCUCUAAGAAGGCUAAACGUGCUUUUGAGCCUAUGGAUCGGUUUCCAAACACUAUCAACCCCCAAGAUGUUUCAAACAAGGGAAAGAGCAAACAAGAAAAUAUGUCAAAUGUUAUUCGUAAGGAACACAUGAUUCGUGUGAAAGAAUAUAUUUGUAGAUGGGCCUAUGAAUGUGCCAUUCCUUUUCAUGCCUUUGAAAAGGACAGCUACAAAAUUAUGUUGGAGGCGGUUGGCCAAUUUGGACGUGGGGCACCACCUCCAACUAGAUAUGAGAUGGGAGAAACAUAUAUAAAGAAAGAAGUAGAAAGAACAAUAAGUUUCUUGACACCAUACAAAGACGAAUGA